AUGGAGAAGAAAGAGAUGGGUGUGAUGAGUGUGAAGAGUGAAGAAGAUGUUGGUGUUGGUGGUGGUUCUUCAUCUUUGUUAAACGGUUUUCAGUUUUCAAGCGUGUUUGAUUUCUAUGAGGUUGAGAAAAGUUCUUCUUUAGGGUUUAUGGAGUUACUUGGUGUGGAAAACUAUAGUUCUUUGCUUGAUGUACCACAACUAUCAUCAACCAUGUCUUCGAUGGCUCAUCGCCAAACUACAAUUAUGUCUUCAUCUGAUACUAAUGGAAAAGACUGUUCUGAGGUUUUGAAUCAACUGCCUCAAACUCCUAACUCUUGCUCGAUUUCAUCGGCUUCUAGUGAAGCUGUUAAUGAUGAACAACACAAUAGGACUCUUGUUGACCAAGUCCAAGAAGAUGGUGAAGAAGAAAAACAAAAAACCAGCAAACAGCUGAAGACCAAGAAGACAAAUCAAAAGAGACAGAGAGAACCAAGAUUCGCGUUCAUGACGAAAAGCGAGGUGGAUCAUCUGGAAGAUGGGUACAGAUGGAGAAAGUACGGUCAAAAAGCUGUCAAAAACAGCCCUUUUCCAAGGAGCUAUUACCGCUGCACCACUGUUUCAUGUAAUGUGAAGAAACGUGUGGAGCGUUCUUAUACUGAUCCAACCAUUGUAGUCACAACUUAUGAAGGCCAACACAUUCAUCCAAGUCCAGCUAUGUCCCGUUCCGCCUUCGCCGGAGUUCAGAUACCACCACCUACUGGUGCACUCUCCGGUGGAUUUCCGGCCACUAACUUCGGUUCAGUUCUGCAAGAGAACAACUACUUAUUACAGUAUCAGCAGCAACAACAUCAUCCUCAUCAACAACUACUGGUUAAUACAUUGUCCUCUUUGAGUAACCCUUAUAAUUACAAUCCUUUUACUCAAGAGAAAAAGCUUUGUAAUCCAGGGACAACUACUUCCUUUCUUAGGGACCAUGGUCUUCUUCAAGACGUUGUUCCUUCACAUAUGUUGAAAGAAGAUGAAAAUUUUAUAUACCAAUAUGGAAGCAAGGUUAUAAAUAAGGAGAAUAAUUCAACCACUCUAAUCCAUUUAGAGGUAGAUGAAUAA
Messenger RNA from Vicia faba (fava bean), 1086 nucleotides. NCBI's taxonomy places the organism in Eukaryota, Viridiplantae, Streptophyta, Magnoliopsida, Fabales, Fabaceae. The record is from the annotation of a GenBank genome assembly.